Acanthoscelides obtectus is the source of this 1374-nucleotide messenger RNA. Lineage: Eukaryota; Metazoa; Arthropoda; Insecta; Coleoptera; Chrysomelidae. The record is from the annotation of a GenBank genome assembly.
GUUUGUGCUUGUGUUUGCCGGUGUUCGACAUCGGUGUCGGUUUUUCUUCAGAAAUCAAAGGAUAUUCGGCAAACAGUUUUAAAUGUAUCCACACGCUUGGUAGCAAUCAGUAAUGCGCACAAGCUUGCGGGCGGCAGACGUUCCGUUUAUGAGUCUAGUUGGUGCUAACAGCAGUGUUUCGCGGGCAGAGUAAAGGAGCUAGAAACUUUGAAAAAUGUCUGAUUGGUCUGAUGAUACAAUUCUAUCCUUUUUGGAAGCAUACCAAAAUGAACAAUGCAUUUGGAAUACUAGAGAUACCAAUCAUAAAAACAGGCAGAAGGUGAACGAUGCGUGGACGCGCCUUAGUGUUCUUAUGAACAAAAGUAUAAAGAAAUUAAAAACUAAAAAAGAAAUAUUAAUGGCUACGUUCCGAAGACAUUUGAAGAGAAAACAGGACUCCAUUCGUUCUGGUGCAGGCGCGGAUGAUACUUAUAAGCCUAUCUGGUUUGCAUAUGAGGUCAUGGAGUCAUUUUUGGGUCCGGUGUAUACCUGCACAAAAAAUAUAAACACAGAGGAGGAAGCCCCAUCGCAAGAAAUAGCGAAUGAAACUGAAGCUAUAGAAGAAGAAGAAGAUAACAAUUUAGGGCAGGCAUCAACUUCUUCCCAUACGCCAACACCUGUGACUUCUCGUCGUCGUCCUGCUACCGAUUCAGCGGAGCGGCAGAUGUCGGCAGCUUUUGGGCAGUUAACGAAUAUUUUAGCUAAAAGACAAAAGGAACAUCCACCGCCAUCAAAGGAAGACGACGACUGCGACCUUUAUGCAAAAUUGUUAGCAAAAAAAUUACGAGAACUUCCCCCUGACGAUAGAAAACUGUUUAUGUAUGAUAUAGACACUUUAUUUAUUAAUAGAAUUAAGGGAAAUCUCAUUAGGCAUCCCACCCUAUCUUCUUAUAACUCAGUCCCAUACCAAUUGUAUUCCGUACCAAAUACUUCACCAAUUUCAAACCGGCCAUCAACAUCCAAAACGUCAUAUUCCGAACCAAAUGCAUCACCGUUUUCAGACAGACCGUCAUCUUUUCAAUCAUCGUAUUCCGAACCGUUGCCAAAUGCAUCACCGAGUUCCAACCAGCCAUCAACCUCCCAAACUUCACAUUCUGAACCCUUGCCUAUUGCAUCACCAACUCUAAACGAACCACCCACCGCAGUUAAUUAUACAACCCCCACAAUUCACAUUAUAUCUAACGAAUUAUUUGCACCACGAACAGGACACAACAUUGUUAAUGAAGCAUUACUUAAAGCCUACGAAAACUUUGAUCACCGUCAAAAUUGAAUAUGUUUAGAUAUAGGUACAUAGGUUUUUGAAUAAAUAUAUUUUUUAUUAACAAUAUUUUUACG